UGUUUUUCUUCUUUCUGUUAUAAAUAUAUGAAAAAAAAGAUAUUAAAACAAGGUGACUACGCGUUUUUAGUUUCUGAUUAAAAAUAAAUAGGAAAUAAACGGGGUAUGGUGUGCGUUUAGCUUCGGGUGGAGAACGAACAUUCAGGGUUUAUUUCCCCUAUCAUCAAAAAGACCCGCCUGCUCAGUGUAAUUGGGAUUAGCUGUGACAGACGUAAUGGAUACACGAAAUCAGGAAAAUUCAGAUGAAGGGUUUGAUGACGUAGACGGUGCUCUGUUUUCGCGAAUUCCAAGUAAACAGCAUAACAUUGAAUCCUUAGCAAAUCAUUCUUUAGACAGUACCGGAAAAGACGGUGUAGAUGGGACAUUAUUUUCUAGAGUACCGAGUCAGAAAGAUGGUUCCACAGCAAAUAAGGCGCAUCACCGGAAUCAAAUAUAUAAACCUGUUGGAGAUGAAAACGUAACAUUGGAAUGUUCAAUCAAACCAGAAGAUUUAAGCGAUACUGACGACGAUGAACGCCAUCCCAAACCCGAGGAGAAAGAAAGCUCACGUAGCUCGCGCGGCAGUUCCUGCUAUGAUGAUUUUUCUGAUGCUAUACAGGGUUCCCGAGUUAGUUUGCAACUGGAAGAGGAGCCAGAAAUCCAGCCCGUUGCAUCCUCAACAUUCUACACGCAGCCUCCAUUGAUUGAAUGUGACAAUGACAUUGAUUCAACAUCGGAACAUAAUAUGCAAGACAAUGGUGUUGCGUUUUAUUUGCAAGAUAAUGAAACCCCAAACGGCGCAAUGCUUUCAAAUGGUUUUAAUCAAGCUAGACAAAUUACGAAGCCUAAAAAAGCUGAAGGCAACAAUUCAUACGAAAUGAGUCAUUUUGAAUGUGAUGAAAAUGUGGCACCUCAAAAUGAAUUGACUUUGAAUAGUACUGAUGAAAAAGAUUCGUCUGUGUCACCAAUGUUGAACAAUGAAAGCAAAACAAUUAAAAGUUCAAACUGUUGGCAGCUUACAAAACCUUUGAUAUUUCCUGUAGUAUCAUUGGUCAUCUAUUUUUCGGACAUUGCGUCAGAUAUUCGCCUUGCAGUGAGCUACAGGGAAAACGGAGAUAUCAAUCUGUUUUGGAUCACACUGAGCUGUAUUCUCAUUCCACAUGUUUUGAUGGCCAUUAUGGAUGUAUCUUGGGUAUGGCUGGACAGAAAGCAGGGACACAAAAACACGUGCAGAUUGAUUCUAGGAGGUUUAACACUUGGACGGAUCAUUCGUGCUUUAUCCUACAUGCGACAUGUUUACAAAGCAAAACGUAUACCUAAAGUAAAGAAUGACAAUACGCCAGGGGGACACCAGCAUAGAAAAACAAGGGAUUGGCAUAAAAAUAGAGCCAGGGAUGAGAAAAGGGACUGUUUUAUGCUCGAUUUUAUCAAUGCCUUUAUGGAAUCAGCACCGCAGUUAUUUGUCCAGUUGUAUUUGUAUUAUGCAUAUAACCUGGAGCUUACUUUCUUAAGAGUACUAAAUCUACUGUCAUCUUGGAUCAGUAUCGCCUGGACGUAUGCAGCUUAUUAUCGAUGUAACAGAGAAGCUUUGGCGGGCACGCAAGAUGUCAAGAUAAUAGGAUUUGCAUUCUUCUUUUGCUCUGUAUUGUCAGCAUUGGCGGCGAGAUUUAUUUGCACAACGCUGUUUCUAGUCCACGUUUAUACUUGGAUCGGUCUAUCUUUCUCAGCUGCGCAUUUCAUAGUCAUGUUUCUGUGGAUAUGUAUCAAAGAGCGGCCUAAGCUGGAAGGGACGACAACAUCAACUUGCGGACGAUAUUUGUAUUACGUAUUUUUUGCUUACGUUAGCAUUUUAUGUUUCAUGAACUUGAAUGAUACCCGAGCAAGAGUAAGAAUGACAGUAUUUUAUACAGUGAUUUAUAUUGAAAAUACCGUAAUGGCGGUUUUAUCUGUCUUGAAAAUAAAUGAAAAUGAGACCGUAAGUGACAAGGCAAUACAUCUAAUCAUACUUCCGGUUGGUUGCGUAUUGCACGUUGUAUUACUAGUCAAUUAUUAUCUGUUUCUGCAUCCUAAAACUGGGAUUUGUUAUAAUUGUAAUAGAUCUUUCAAAAAGGCCAGUCACGUUUAAUUAAUUUUUAUUGUCUAUACUUAUACAUGUAUUCGGCCAGUUGCAACAACUUUUUAACAUGCCAUAUUAAUUGUUAACUCUGAGAGAGUUGUCAAAGCAAAAUAAAAUGUUGAACAUAG
Messenger RNA from Mercenaria mercenaria, 2223 nucleotides. RefSeq names its product XK-related protein 6-like. The transcript has 5 exons. Gene Ontology annotation, cellular component: plasma membrane. Bases 215 to 2104 code for a protein of 629 amino acids. Gene Ontology annotation, biological process: apoptotic process involved in development; phosphatidylserine exposure on apoptotic cell surface; engulfment of apoptotic cell. The record is from RefSeq and is a predicted model, not a curated record. NCBI's taxonomy places the organism in Eukaryota, Metazoa, Mollusca, Bivalvia, Venerida, Veneridae.